AAGGUCGGCAUCAUCGGGGCUGGCGUUGGGGGCCUCUAUGCCGCGAUGAUGUUGCAGUCUCUCGAUAUCGACUAUGAGGUCUUGGAGGCCUCCGACCGCGUAGGCGGCAGGCUCUACACUUACAACUUCUCGAAGAAGGAACAUGACUAUUUCGACGUAGGCGCGAUGCGCUUCCCAGAUACGCCGAUGAUGAAACGAACCUUCCAUCUCUUCAAAAAGCUCACCGAGGAGGCAAACUUGUCGCUCAUAGAUUAUAUAUUCGAGAGUCCUAACUCCACCCUGCUGUACAACGGCAAGAUCAUGAAGCGCGCGUCAUCCACCCAAGACCCGACCGCCUGGGAUGUCCGCAACAUUCCUUCUCAGUACGCACAGGAGGGUUGGUCCGCCCUCGUCAAUAACGUGGUGGAUCCCUUCGUCAAGCAGUUGGCCGAAGACAUCAAGCGCGAUGACAAGAAGGGAUGGAAGCUCAUGAUGGAGUACGACCAGUACUCGACCCGCGCGUAUAUGUCUGCUAACCGCAGCGACACUCGUCCGGAGCUCGAUGAGCUGAGGCUCAUGCCAUACCCCACGCCCGUAGUCGAUUGGUUGGAGAUGUUCGACAAGUCCAGUGGGUGGUAUGAUCACGCUCUUUCGGAGACGGUCCUGGAGACCCUGGCAUUCAACUUUCCGCCCAGCGGCGGGAACGAGGAGAAACAGGUCGAAUGGCGGUGCAUCGACGGCGGAUCACAAGUCAUCGCGGAGAAGAUGAACGGUCUACUGACCAAACCUCAUGCUGUCAAGAAGAGCCACCGAGUAACCGCCAUCGCCCUUAAAGGCUUCGACCCCGACGAGGAUGGGGGCAGCGACCAAGCGCAGGUCGAGCUGACCUUCGCCGACGGCAAAGUCGCACCGCGCUCAUACGGGCACGUCAUUAGCACCGUCCCACUGCCGUGUCUGCGCACAAUGGACCUCAGCCGCGCGUCGCUCACCGCAGAGCACGACACUGCCCUGCGCGAGCUGCGCUACGGACCCGCAAUCAAAAUCGGCGUGAAGUUCAAGACGUCCUGGUGGACUGACGCGGGCACGAUGAAGACGUACCAGAAGCCGGAGUAUCAGUACGGGGCGAUCGUCGGGGGGCAGUCAUACAGCGACCGGAUGGUGCGCACCGUCGUCUACCCCUCUUACGGCGAGGGGAAAGGCGAGAAGUCCACGGUGCUCAUGGUCAGCUACUGUUGGACGGAGGACGCCAACCGCUGGAGCGCGCUAUUCGGAGAUGCGUCUGAAGAACAGGUGAAGGACAUCGUGUUGCGGGACCUCGUGGCCGUCCACGGGUUCUUGCCGGACGAGGGUUACACGUUUCUGAAGGACCAGUGGGUGGACUCUUACAAGUAUAGCUGGGCAGUCCAUCCGGAGUCCAUGGGCGCAUACGGCAUGUUUGGUCCUGGCCAAUUCUCCUACGCAUAUACGCACUUGACACAGCCCGCUGCUGUUGGCCGGCUCCAUUUCGCAGGCGAGGCCCUGAGCACUCGACACGCCUGGGUCGUCGGUGCUCUCGACGCGUCAUGGCGCGCCGUCUACGAGAUCCUCCAGACAAGCUACCCGGACAAGGUGGUCAAGUUCAAGGAGCUGUGGGGCUCAAGCGAGGACUGGACGGAUAAGCUCGUCUAUGACCAUGUCUGUUUUUCGCUCCUCUCUCAAGGACUGAGAGAUGUCGAGCAUAAAAAGUAGCGAAUAAGUCUGUGGGGGUGUACUGUGAUGUCCAGUGUCACUUGUACGGUUAUGCAGGCAUCCUGGUCUGCCGGACUCGUUCAAUGAUGGCCUGCCCGGGCCUGUGUAUGUAAGUUACAGUAAGUACAUGUUCGAGACGCAGCCAACGCCAAGGCCUCCAAAUAUAAACAAAUAGAACGUGA
This is a messenger RNA of Rhodofomes roseus, 1889 nucleotides long. Its product is annotated as FAD/NAD-binding domain-containing protein. The record is from RefSeq and is a predicted model, not a curated record. Lineage: Eukaryota; Fungi; Basidiomycota; Agaricomycetes; Polyporales; Fomitopsidaceae. Gene Ontology annotation, molecular function: polyamine oxidase activity; L-amino-acid oxidase activity. The transcript has 5 exons. Bases 46 to 1707 code for a protein of 553 amino acids. Gene Ontology annotation, biological process: amino acid catabolic process.